Messenger RNA from Onychostruthus taczanowskii (white-rumped snowfinch), 546 nucleotides. Its product is annotated as histidine-rich glycoprotein-like. The transcript has 4 exons. The coding region runs from base 95 to 475 and encodes 126 amino acids. The record is from RefSeq and is a predicted model, not a curated record. Lineage: Eukaryota; Metazoa; Chordata; Aves; Passeriformes; Passeridae.
CCAGGAGAGCCAUGCCAAGGACGGAGAUCCCGAGUGUUGCCAGCGUUGCUUCUUCUGGGAGCUCUUCCACAGGUUUGCUUGGACACCACUGAGGAUGUGUGACCCCAACCAAGGCCUGCCACAACCGCACCUUGCAGUGUGCCCUCCCGCCCCUCCAGGAUACCCCGCUCCUGGUACAGGUUCCUACCCUGGUGGCAUUGCAGUGUGCCCUGCUGUCCCUCCAGGACAUCCCGGUCCUGGCAUGGGUUCCUGCCCUGGCAGUGUGGCAGUCUGCCCCCCAUGCCCUGCUCCGCAUGGCCAGCACCCCCACGGGCACCCCCCAUUGGGGCAUCAUCCUCACGGGCACCAGGAGCACCAUAAGAAGCACCAUAAGAAGCACCAUAAGAAGAAGCACUGCAAGAACCAUGAAGGCAAGCCCUCUGAUGGCUCACGCAGGUCAAGCAGCAGCUCAAGCAGCAGCUCUGACUCUGACUAAAGGUCUGGCAUGUCCCACCUGCUCCGUGGUGAUCAGCAAAACAUGAGACCAAACUCCUUGUCGGAAUCCCC